AUGAGACUCCUUUUAUUUCUAAUGAUUUGCCAACGUGCCAUAAACGGUGUCAAAACAAACAGUCCCUCAAAUCCCAAUAUGAUUUUACUGAUGGCUGAUGAUCUUGGUAUUGGAGACCUGGGAUGUUACGGGAACCAAACCUUAAGAACCCCUAAUAUUGACAGACUAGCAGAGGAAGGAGUGACACUUACUCAGCAUAUAGCAGCAUCCCCACUUUGUACUCCAAGCAGGGCAGCUUUCCUGACAGGGCGAUAUCCUAUCCGAUCAGGAAUGGCUGCCUUCUCUCGAGUUGGUGUCUUCUUAUUUUCUGCCUCUUCUGGGGGACUUCCUUCUGAAGAAAUAACUUUUUCCAGACUCCUGAAGCAGAGGGGUUAUGCAACAGCUCUAAUAGGAAAGUGGCAUCUUGGGAUGAGCUGUGAAAGCAGUAAUGACUUCUGUCACCACCCCCUCAGUCAUGGAUUUGAUUACUUUUAUGGGCUUGUGGUCACUAAUUUUAGAGACUGCAAACCUGGCCAAGGCAGCGUAUUUUUAAAAGGGGUUCAGAAAUCCCUUGUGAUCCCAGUCCAAAUCGCUGGAAUCACGCUGGUCUCUUUGGCAAUAGUGCAGUACAUUGGCUUCCUCAAAGUACCUUUCCAAGCAUUGGGUUACUGCUUGGUAAUAACUGCUAUUUUACUUGCACUUUUGAUUUUUUUCUUUUAUCAUUUUCGACACUUGAACUGUUUCUUAAUGAGGGACCAUCAGAUUAUCCAGCAACCGCUGUCCUAUGAGAACCUUACUCAGAGACUGACAAAGGAAGCUGUGCAGUUUAUAGGAAGGAACAAAGAUGCACCAUUUCUUCUUGUCCUGUCUUAUCUUCACGUCCAUACUGCUCUAUAUGCUUCAAAAAAUUUCAAAGGAAAGAGCAAACAUGGUUUAUAUGGAGAUGCAGUGGAGGAAAUGGACUGGAGUGUAGGACAGGUUCUUGAUGUGCUGGAGAAAUAUAAUCUGAGCAAGAAAACUCUUGUGUACUUUACAUCUGACCAAGGGGCACAUGUUGAAGAAAUUUCCAGUUCUGGAGAAGUCCAUGGAGGAUACAAUGGCAUAUAUAAAG
Messenger RNA from Apaloderma vittatum (bar-tailed trogon), 1090 nucleotides. RefSeq names its product steryl-sulfatase-like. The record is from RefSeq and is a predicted model, not a curated record. Gene Ontology annotation, molecular function: arylsulfatase activity. The transcript is spliced from 6 exons. NCBI's taxonomy places the organism in Eukaryota, Metazoa, Chordata, Aves, Trogoniformes, Trogonidae. The annotation marks the transcript as partial.